AUGUCUACGGAGCCGAUUCAUGUGGUAGCCUCCUUCAUCCCGAAGCCAGGAAAAUUAUCAGAGUUUUUUGAAGCGGUCAAACCUGUUGUUCAGCAUCUCGAAAAAGAAAUCCCCGGGGUUCACCAUGUCUACUGUUUCCAGACAAAGACUCAUGACAACAAGGAUCAAAUCACGUUUAUUGAGAAGUUUGCCAAUGCCCAGACCCUCCAAACGCAUCAUGACUCUCGGUUGUUCCUGGAUAUGAUUGCAAAGCUCGAAGAUUUGAUAGAGUUCUCGGAUGUCAAGUCUGGCUCUUUGGUCCUCGGGUUCGAAAAUCGGUGCUAG
Molecule: messenger RNA, 324 nt
Organism: Talaromyces proteolyticus
Lineage: Eukaryota; Fungi; Ascomycota; Eurotiomycetes; Eurotiales; Trichocomaceae
Exons: 3
Coding region: 1-324 (107 amino acids)
Source: RefSeq, a predicted model, not a curated record